AUGGAAGUAGGUGGUGGCGUCCCAAUCUGCAGCAGUGACCGCGGAGGCAAAAAGGAAGUAACUCCACGUACAGACGAGUAUCCAACGGACGAUGCUGAGACGGAAAAAGCGAAAAUCGCCGAAGCACAAAAGAAACCGACCGAAAAGGCUCCUGCUAGUCCACUGGUUAAACAACCUAAGGAAGAGGUAAAGGCUGAGGUCAAGGAGACGAAGCCACCAUGUGCUGUAGCAAAACUGCAAGCGCAGUUGAGAGAGCUUGCGAAGGGGAAGCCUGCUGCUACUCCUGAAAGCAAACCUCAAAAAGCAGGAACGCCAAAGCAAAAAGCGGGCAGACGCGUGUCGGAUCCAAUUGUCACACCAGUUUCCGACGAGUACCCUACCGAAGACUUGCAUGGCGAUUGGAUAGCUCCAGCAGUAAUAGACACCCGAGACAAGGUGCAGCGCAAGGACAACUAUGAAAAAGGCGGCGAUGCUAACUCAAACAUUAUCUCGAAUCCAAUAAUCACUCCGCGCACGGAUGAAUACCCAACACCGACGGAUGAACCAGAGAAGAGUAUGCAGCUGGUACCACCCGAGCCGGAACCACGGGCAGUUUCUAAGGAAGCUGGCAAGAAGCCUGCAUCUAAAGGAGUGUCCAAGGAACCUGUACCGAAAAGUACACCAUCAAAAGGUCUAUCCAAGGAAUCUGUACCGAAAAGUACACCAUCCAAGGAAGCUCGAGCUGUCUCUCGUGAAGCAAAGUCCAAGGGGCCAGCAUCAAAAACGAAG
Messenger RNA from Ostertagia ostertagi, 768 nucleotides. The record is from the annotation of a GenBank genome assembly. Lineage: Eukaryota; Metazoa; Nematoda; Chromadorea; Rhabditida; Trichostrongylidae.